CAUGUCGUGAUGAAGCCUCGAGGAGAGACUGUGGGUUUAUCGUCCCCCUGUAAGGUGCAGGCUGCCUGCUGGAGAGGGGGACUCCACUGAAGACCACACUCAGACUCUCACACUCGCUGGCUGAGUGUUCGUUUUGUUGGAUAGGCAAAAGUAUCUUAUUUUUGUACUUCUCCAGACCACUGAAAGAGGACCACCAAGAUGAGUCGAUGGCUCAAAUGCACCUCCAUGUACUUUAACACAGACUGGAAUAAGUAUGAUGACCGGCUGAUGAAGGCAGUGGACAGGAGGGAAGUGGACAAGGUCGCAGCAGUGCUCGGCAAGAAGGGCAUCAUCCCUACCAAACUUGAUGUAGAGGGACGUUCUGCGUUCCAUCUUGCUGCAACCAGAGGACACCUCGACUGCCUUAAUGUCAUUAUCAAUCACGGUGUGGAUGUCACAGCCACGGAUGCCACAGGGAAAAAUGCCUUACACCUGGCAGCCAGAAAUGGACAUUCACUCUGUGUGCAGAAACUACUCCAGCACAACUGCCCAUUGGGGAAUGUGGACCUGCAGGGAAGAACCGCUCUGCAUGAUGCUGUUAUGGCCGGCUGCUCCUCCAGUGUGAAGCUGCUCUGUGAUAGUGGGGCAUCAGUCAAUGCCAGUGACUUUGAUGGUCGAACCCCAUUGGUGCUUGCCACCCAGAUGUGUCAUCCACACAUCUGUCAGCUGCUGCUUGAACGAGGAAGUGACAUUAUAGUCAGAGACAAACAGAAUAAGACCGCAUUGAUUCUGGGUUGCGAAUAUGGUUGUAAGGAUGCUGUGGAAGUUUUGUUGAAAAACGGUGCAGAUGUCACAGCCAUGGACUGUUUCAGCCAUGACAGUUAUCACUAUGCAAGACUUGGCAAAAACCAGGAGCUGGUCUCUCUUGUAAAGAGUUACCUGGACAGUGCCACAAAAGCAAAAGAGGCUGCAAAGAAGGAACAGAGAAGGAGACAGUUGUCAACUGGAGCAGAAAUGGUCUCGGAAAGCUCUAAUCGUAUACAAGAUCUGGAGAAAAAGAAUGAGAGCCAGCAUGAGACCCUAAAGAAGUUUCACAAGGAGCAGAGGACUCUGCUUGAUAAAGUGAGCACGCUUCAGCGGCAGCUAAGUCAGGAAAAGUCAACAAUGGAGGACAUUAAUAAAGAGAAAGAACAACUGAAGCUUUUACUUUCUGUGAAAGAGAAAGAGGAAGGAACUAGAGCCGCAGAGACUGUGAGAGUCCAGCAGCGGAGUCAUUUGGGAGAUUAUCCUGGCCAGUCUGUGAUCAAAGGAAAAGAAAAUCUACUUGUUCGACAGUCGCACAGUUUGGAUUCUACUCAGAUCUUGCAGGCAGUGCCUUCUCGAUCAAUAGCUCGACCCUUGGAGCUGUCUGGACCAGUAGCUGAGGACACAGAGAUGCUUCGACAGGAACUUGAUUGUGUUUGCAGACAGCAGGAAGCUUCACAACAGGAGGUGGGCUGCCUCCAGAAGGCUCUAGGAUGCAAGUCUCAAGAGUGUGAGGAACUGACAAGAAAGUGCGAGACCAUCAAGCGUGAGUCAGACCAACAGGUACGUGAACUGGAGGAAGCAAUGGAGGAUGUGCAGAAAAGGAUGCUAGAGUCUGAAGCGAAAGUCAAGCAGCUUCAGGCUCAUGUGGUGGCGGUAAAGGAACAUUUUAGUAACCAAGCUGUUGAUGACCUCAAAGCACAGCUUAUUGAUGUCAAGGCAAAGUAUGAGGGAGCUUCUGCCGAGGUAGGACGGGUCAGGAACCAUCUGAAGCAGAGCGAGAAAGCCUUGGAGGAAUAUAAGAAAAGUGAAGGGCUACUGGCUGUGGAGGUCGAGAGGCUGACGGUGGAGUCAAACGCAAUGCAAGAAGAACGUAAGGACAUGGAAGAGACUCUAUUAAAGAUGGAGAGUCGUAUGCAAACGGCAGAGGCCAGGCUGACCUCAAUGGUUCCUGGAGAGAAAUUUGACAACAUGAAGAACCUCCUCACCAAUGCGGUGGAUGAGAAAGAACUGCAGUUGGCAGAGCUAAGAGAAGAUUACGACCGCGUACUGGAGGAAGUGGCAGUGAUCCACCGGGCAAUGGGUGACCGCAGUACCGUCUCACUGCAGGAGCAUGAGAGAGUCUGCUCUUCUCUCGAGGAGCAAGGCGCAGCCCUGAAAAACAAACUUGCGGAUGUCACUACAAAGUGUCAGACAUUAAUCUGUGAAUUGGAGGAAGGUGAGGAUGAAAGGGAACUGCUCCGAGAGGAGCUGCAGGUUCUCACCGACAAUCUGAAGACCAAAUUUGUCACUUUGGAAAACCAUGAGGAGGUCAAGAGGUCUAUGAGUCUUGCUGUGGAUGAGUUGAAGGUCAGGUUGAUGGAAGAGACGGAGAAAAGCAACCAGUUUGAGGAGCAACUGCAGAAGCUGCAGGAGGAGAAAUCGUCUCUCUGUGAGAAUAUUUCUGAACUGAGGAGCACAUACAUCCCUUGUGAACAGUAUGAGAGUGAGACGGCUGCGCUGUUGGCUCGUAACGCAGAAUUGGAGAAUGAACUUAAAAGCAUUUGUGAUCAAUACCAGGAGAAGGUGAAUGAACUUGAGCUUGUGGCUGCUGAAAAAGGAUCGCUGAAGGAAAGCAUUGACACAGAGUUUGUCACAAAGGCUGAGUAUGAGAGAGUGGGGGCGGAGUUGAAUGAUUCUUUGGAGAAAGCAAAGAUUGAAAUGGCAAUGUUAGAGGAAGAACGCAAAGUGAGAGACGAGGAGUUGCGGAAGUUGAAAGAAAGAAACGCUAUGUUGAAAGUGGAGUUUGAGAAUGUACAAGCAACAAUAGAGAAAGACUAUAUCAGCCUUGUGGAACACGAGGUUUUCAAAAGCAAAAUGACUGAUUCUUUAUCGGAAGCGGAGGGCAGAGCUAAGGAUGCCCACUCAAAGUAUCAGUCUUCCCAAGAGAGUGCAUCAAAACUCAACGAAGAAAUCAAAGCACAAAAGAAAGAGUUGGAUACCAUCCGAGACACUUUUCAGUCCAAGUUUGUGCCGUUGACCGUCAUGGAGGGAAAAGAGAUGAACUUCAACACUGCUUUGAAGGACUUGACCUAUAAACUUGCCAAGAUGGAGGAGAUGUACAACAAUGAAAAGACCAAAGAAGAAUCACAGAGGCAGGAGAAUGAGAAAUUGAAAGAUGAGAUGGGAUCUCUACAACAGAAACUUCACACAGGACUUGUGUCCACCGAGAAGCACAAAGAAGUAGAGAAUCGUUACAAGGACCAAUUGGAGGAGCUUAGUCUGAAGCUGGUGGAGUUGGAGCAGCAAUAUAAAGAGGUUACGAUCCAGCGGGCCGAACUGGAAGAACAAAAUGCUUUGUGCAACGUCGAGAUCUCAAGCCUCCAAAAAAGACUGAACAGUGAGUAUGUCCAUCUUGAGCAGUUUGAGGCCAUGCAGAGCUCUCUGGGUAAAAGCCUGCAAGAGGCGCUACAGGAGUGCGAGGGUUUACGUGAAGCUCGUAGACUGGAAGUCCAGUGUGUACAAGAGCUUGAACAACAGCUCCAGGGUCACAGCUGUGACGAAAUCGUAAAGGGCCAAUACAACCAGGCUAAGGAGGCUCUGGAGCACGAGGUCAAAGCACUCCGCUUAGCGUUGCGGGAGGAGGAGGAAACCAGCGCGCAGAGGGCUGAGGACGUAGCCACUUUGCAGUCGGAGCUCCUCAGAGUCACGCAUGCCCUGGAUGAACUCCGCAGCCGUGAAGAGCAGGUGACUGAGCUAAGAGCUGAAAAACACAGGCUGGAGGAGGAGGUCCAUGAACUAGACGAUAGGCUAUCGGGGCUGGAUGAGCAAUACGAAGAUCUGUACAGGGAAAUGACCCAGGCCAGGGACGGUGAGAAGAAGGCGAGACUGGAAACUGAGGCCCUGCAGGUAAAGAGUGCCUCAAUUGAGAAGGAGAUUGGUGAGCUGAAAGAGAGGUACGAAGAGUCAAUGGGCACCAUCAGAGAACUGCAGAAGAGGAUUCAGAUGUCCUCAGAGCAGACCGAGCUUAAAGACAAAAAAAUCACAGAGCUGCUGGCAGAUGUUGAAAGGCUGAAGCAGGCUCUGAACGGCUUAUCCCAGCUGGCUUAUGCUGGAAACACGCCCAACAAAAGACAGACCCAACACAUUGACGCUCUCCAAGUCCAGGUCAAGAGCCUCCAGCAGCAGCUGGCUGAUGCUGAGAGGCAACAUAGAGAAGUGGUUUCAAUUUAUCGAACUCAUCUUCUCAGUGCAGCACAGGGUCACAUGGAUGAAGAUGUCCAGGCUGCCUUACUACAGAUCAUCCGAAUGAGACAGGGAUUUGUGUGUUGAACUCAAUGCAAUAAGACUACCCUGACUUGAAUUCAUCAUUCACACAGUAACUUCCUGUUCAUUGUGUUCCGUCUGAACCGAAUUCAGGACACUCCAAAUUUUUCAGUAUUCUGAGCAUCUGAACGGUUCCAAAGACAAACAAUUCAUAAUGCCUUUGAUUUGGGUAAACUGGUAAACACAGGACAGUGGAUUCCUCGGUGUUAAUAUAAUCACACAUUUUAGCUUACAUAUGUCUGCUAUUUUCAUACUGUAGAGUGAUCUGAGGGUUCUGACUGUUGGUUGAAAUAAUACUUUAUAUUUUUUUAGAAGUGGCUGAAAGUCAGCUGUGUACUGUAGGUGUAAACUGCACAUUCAGGGAUAGAAACUGAUUUAUUUAUUUACUUCAUGUUGAAAAUAACCUAGCUACAGUCUUCUGCGGAAGAACAUUUCCCUACCCCCACUUUACCUGUAUUGUAGUCUUACCUGAACUACAUGUCUAUUGUAUUUUUGAGGGUCGCAUUUAUUGAGAAAGAUUUUGACAUGCUGUUCUUUGCUGACCAUCUUUACUGGGACUUUUUAGUGAAAGCUGAUCUCAAAACGCUAUAGAGACUGUAGCUUUAAAGGAAUUGUUUAUCCAAAAAGAAAACAUAUUAUCAGUGCCUUGCCUUCUUGUUCCAAACCCAUUUGAUUGCCUUUUCUGUGGAACACACAUUUCUUUUCUAAUAGCAGAAAAAUAUACUGGCCACUCCUUUUUAUAUGAUCAAAGUGAAUGAGGCAUCAUAAAUGUCUCAAGUGGUGUAUACAACCGGCUAUAUUAACUUUAAAAAUACUAAGUCAUAUGGGUUUGACAGAGGAUAAGGGUGGGUAAAAGACAGAACAUACAUUUAUGCAGAACUAUUUGUUCUUGGACUGUAAAGCACACUGGCAGAUUUGGGCCAAGUAAGUAUUAUGAAAUGGUAGGACAUAUUUUUGCAUAGUAAUUAAAUUAACAUUACAAAGUCUCUGGUUAAUAAUAAUAAUUACAGACUAUAUUACAUGGAUGUAAUCAUGCACAUGUACAUGAGGACAAGAGUGUAUUCAGCACUGUAACGUUCCUUAAAAUAAUUUGGCCACACCUGUUUGGAGGAGGGUCCCAUAAUUCUAAUGGUCAAUAGUGCCAAUCCGAAGAUCAUUGUAUACAGUUGCUCCUUUCUGACACUUAUCUACACCUGGUUUUCUAACACAGUUUUAUUUGGACCCAUGUCCAGACACUGCUUGGUGUGUUUAAAAUAUGUGAGAUGUAUUCGAGUCAGUGGGGUCUAUUGAGUUGAUUGAUUUUAGUUUAAAGUUAGUUAUUGCUUUACUUCUGCAGUGGCAACAACAACAAAAAUCACAAAGGAAACUGCAGCAUUAGAAAUUUAAAGGCAAAAUAUUUAACACUGAAGACUGUCAUAACACUCUAGCCAUGAUCAUUCUGUAUCCUGGCUGAUAUUGCCAUCUAGUGGUGUGACUUGGCAGGCCAAGUUUAAUGUGUGGUUUUGUGUGGGAGAAUGUGAUGCAUUUAAAAUCUUUUGAUGCCUCAGAAUGUGAUUAUAUCCAUUUUUUUCAUGGCUUUGUACUACUAUUGUUGAUUGAACAUGUGGUAACUAACUAAAUUCAGCAGGACUGGAGUAGAAUGGCACAAUACAAUGUGUUCAAGUUUGCAGAACAUACUGUAACUAUUGACUCACAUACUCUAUAUUUUUGUAGAUCAGUUUUUUUUUCCAUUUCCUCAUCUUUAAUAGAAUUAUUAUUCACACUGUACUAGUAUCCUUCCCAGUCAGAUAUUCUCAGAUAUAGCACUUGCUAAACUUCCAAACACAUGGCUUUGCCAGUAUUGAUUUUGAUUUGGUAUUAACUGAUUGGUUUUCUUUGUCUGGGACAAUAAAUUGUGACUGUUUAAUUAUUUGUGAGUAUUACAUUCUAACUGUGCUCUUAUGAUUAUCAGUUAGUUUGUGUUUUCCUUCAUGGAUAUUUCUCUUUUCAUCUUUUUGUUUUGCAACCCUUUAACAUCAAUAAAAGUUCCUCUUUUAGACUAAA
Molecule: messenger RNA, 6351 nt
Organism: Triplophysa dalaica
Lineage: Eukaryota; Metazoa; Chordata; Actinopteri; Cypriniformes; Nemacheilidae
Gene: uacab
Product: uveal autoantigen with coiled-coil domains and ankyrin repeats b
Exons: 19
Coding region: 199-4314 (1371 amino acids)
Molecular function (GO): actin binding
Source: RefSeq, a predicted model, not a curated record